UCAGGUAUUGGUCAUGUGUUUAAUUCAUCAAUGUAUUGUAGGUUCGUAGUGAAUUGUUCCUGUCAGGGAAUUGUAAUUUUUUAUGCCCUUUUUUCGCAGAUGAUGUGGGCUUAUGGUCGCUUGGUGCUAGUGGUGGUGGUUCUGGUAGCUAUGGCCACAGCCGAACCUGAAGCGAAGGCUGAUCCCAAGGCUGAGGCAAAGGCUGAUCCCAAGGCCGAGGCAAAGGCUGAUCCCAAGGCUGAUCCCAAGGCCGAUCCCAAGGCUGAAGCUUUACCCGAAGCCUCGCCAGAGGCCGUAGCGGAAGCUAAGGCUGAGGCGGACCCUGGCUACCCAGCUCCCUGCUACCCUGAGACCAAGUAUAUCCAGGCUUACAAGACUCAAGUGGCUCAUUAUCCAGUGUACGAGACGGUGUACAAUAAGCAGAUCGUUCCCACUACCCUCUACAAGACAAACUACCAGACUUUGUACCAGACCAAGUACCAGACGCAGUACGUGCCCAAGUAUGUCACCGAAGUAGUCUAUAAGACCCAAGUUAAUUACGUCACUAAGUACCAGACCAACUACCAAACUCAGUACCAUACACAGUACGUCACUGUUCCUCAGUAUGUCCCCACGUACGUCACUGACACCCACUACCAGACUAAGUACCACACCCAGGUACAGUACCAGACCUUUUACAAGACCGAGUACACACCCCAGUACGUAACCAAAACCAAAGUACAGUACCAGACCCAGUACCACACUCAAGCAGUUCCCCAAUACGUGACUGUCGUCCAGGAACUAGUCGGCUACAAGACAGUUUGUCCCAAACCAGUCUACGGGUACCACUAAAACCUCAUAAGGACCGUGUUUUAAGCUCUCAAGAUCUACAGACUUCUCUCUUCCCACUAACUACAGACUAACACGUAUUGCUCGAUCAUUAACGUUACCACACAGAAGACAAUUUUCCUUCAUUAAGCCUACAGUCCUCCAACCGGACCUAUUAUACUGGCCCACUACGGUACAAAGAUGGAAGUCAAAAUGCACCAAUAGGUUCGAAAGGUUCUACUGGCUUGGGUGCGAGUCUUUGAGAACCAUGGUUCUCGGAUGUUGAAAGAUGAGGUAGAGAGCGAACCAAGAAGUCUCGUUGCCCGUACGUCUGUCUAAUCUCCUGCCUCGCCGCCCUGGGUUACGUACGUCUGUCUUAUCUCCUGCCUCGCCGCCCUGGGUUACGUACGUCUGUCUAAUCUCCUGCCUCGCCGCCCUGGGUUACGGAAAUUUGUCUUACAUUGUAUAGUUCCUUGGAGUUCCUGUGCAUUCCUGAGGCUAAAUUGAUUGUUUGGUUAAUCGGGCUUAAAGCUCAUCGAUUUAAAGCUCAUUGAACAAGUCAUUAAGGCUAUAAAUAACCUCUUCACCACCA
Molecule: messenger RNA, 1399 nt
Organism: Cherax quadricarinatus
Lineage: Eukaryota; Metazoa; Arthropoda; Malacostraca; Decapoda; Parastacidae
Source: RefSeq, a predicted model, not a curated record